Messenger RNA from Oryzias melastigma (Indian medaka), 2705 nucleotides. RefSeq lists its product as uncharacterized. The coding region runs from base 153 to 2525 and encodes 790 amino acids. NCBI's taxonomy places the organism in Eukaryota, Metazoa, Chordata, Actinopteri, Beloniformes, Adrianichthyidae. The record is from RefSeq and is a predicted model, not a curated record. The transcript is spliced from 3 exons.
CAGUCCAAGGUUUAAAAGACUCCAGGUUCUGUUACAAGUGAGGAAGACCUUUGUGUCUUUGCUUCAGCUGGUUGGUGGAAGGACUGGUAGAGGUUAGGUUUUGGCGCCACACCUGACGGAGCCAUUUUGUGCUUGUUGCUGACAGGGUGGAGAUGAUCCAGAGAGCUCCUGCGGCUCUCAUGGCUGCUGCGUCCCUCAUGAUGAGAAUAUUGCUGGUCUGUUGGUUGAGUGACCUGCUCUUCUCUUCAACAAUUUCAGCAGAAUUGCCGGGCGGAGGAUGGGACUUGCGCAGGCUUGACUACGGAAAUCGUCGGCCUCUCCACUAUGUUCGCACUCUAAGGCAGCCCAUCAUCAGAACUGCUCAAGCUUCAGGUGAUCAGGGCAUAACGCAGCAUGGAAACAUUAUACAGCGCCAGAAAAAGCCCCAAAAGCAAACCCUGAGCCUGCCACAAGUGUUCUCAUCUCAGCCUACACAGCAAAGAAACUCUCCACCUGCAAGACCCAGAGGCUUUCAGUUGAACCUUGACAUUCCCCUUUUAGAACUGGAUCAAAACCAGAUGCCACAUACAAAAGGCUCUCAUGAAAGUCCUGCCGCAGUAGUAAAUCUUCGGUCAAGCCCGCAAAGUUCUUCUUUUUCAGUUCCAGAAAAGUCAGCAGAAGACCCACACAGAUGGACGAGUGACCACGUGCCCAUUUCUCCCUCCCCAGCAGCGAAAACGCCAUCAUUGUCUCCAAGUGACUAUCUCAGACUUGCCCGUCUCAUAAAGGAAGGUACUAAUGUUCAGAGCAGAUACAUAGAGCCAGCACAACAACUGCUGGACUUGGUGCAAGCUGAAUCAAGACCACCUCUGAACUAUGCAGAUGCUGUUCGCAAACAAUUGACACAGAUUGGCUCAAAAUGGCCAAUUUUGAGCAGUGACUCUGGGAAAAAGCAGAAUGAGGAGGUUGCCAAGGAGAGUGAGGGCUGGCACCCUGCCCAACAUGGCAGUCCAGCCUUGCCUCCUGCUGAACAAAGCUGGGAUCAUCAGAAGCUAGAUGUUGGCAAACCUUCACAACAUCCUGAAAAAGUUGACUGGUACUCCAAUGCCCACACCAGUAUGGCACAAGACAAAGAUCACACUAUUCUGUCUAAUCCCAAUCUGCCGUCUUCCUCUAUUUUACAACGUGAAAUUACAGACAAAUAUUACAAAUUGCCCAGGGAAAGACAAUAUGGUAACUCUGACCAAAGCAACAUUGAAAUCAAAGGCACUGUCAAGCUUCGUGAUCCUGAUUUCAGCCAAGGUUCCCAGAAGACAGCAGAACCUGGUCGUGAGCCUUCUUCUCCAAGACUGCAUCUCAGCUUGUCUCUCCCCAUUAAAGCCAAAACUCCAAAUGUUGAAGUCCAACGUACUAGCAACAGACAUGUUAAGACUGCUCAAAUGUCAACCCAGCCUGGCUCCACCUGGCAAUCUUCAAGUUCUGAUUACACAAAACCUGCUCCUCAAACUGAGACGAAAUGGCCCAUUUUAAGUGUUGAUACUGGCCAUCAAAACUACCCACAGCAGCCACAGGACUACAUUCAAACCAAACCUGCAGUCAAACUACCAUUUUCAGCACACUACUCCAACCGUCAGACCUCACCACCAUGGCCCAACCAGGACGAAACCUUCCCAGGGCCGAGUCCUGCUUUUCAUAAACCAGCAACAGCCAAACCGUCUCCAGUCUCCUACAGUCCAACCCACAGCAGACAUGACUCGUAUAUCAACUAUCCACAUCCAAGAAAUGACCUUAACCAUGCUACUGGGCUUACCCCAUCUCUGUCUCAAAUGACCCCCAGCUUGUACCACAGUUCUUCAGGCAAGUUCUCUGAACCUCCCCGUGGCAUUCAGCUUUCUUCUGCUCCUGAAAGUGAUCGCUAUGGUAGGUUUAAACCAUCCACGGAGCGUGCAAGGACUCCAGAGAGGAUGCAUCUUGGUUCUACAUAUGACCUUACAACACUGAAGCCUCCCAACUGGUAUGCGGCUGCUGCGACCUCUUCUUAUGAAACAAGAAGGCCACACCACCAACAGAAACAUGUCUUUCCUGAGGAAUCCUCUCAGCAGAGACACAGGUUUCCUACAGGGUAUGAAACCCAGAAGAAACUCCCAGAAUGGAAAGCUGGCCAGGAUGGGCGGGACAAAUCUGCAAAGAUUUAUAUCAAUAUUGAGCAUGGAGCUGUUGACUCUGAUGGGCAGUCGGACACUAAAACUGAUGGCUACCAAAGAAAAUGGCAUGGAGACGAAGGACCGCAAAGUCAAACUGCCAACCCAAGCACGAUUAAUCUACAGGCUCUGAUGUCACUGGACAAAGGUGCACUUGCAGAUCUGCUGAAGUCUCAUCAGAGCAAGAAGCCUUCAUAUGCCCAGAGCGGUUGCAUGGGUCGAGCAGGUGACUGUUCCCAUCACUUCCCAAGACCAGACUCGUACUCUCCAUAUGCCGAAGCAACUUCUGUCACCGACCCUUCAAAUGCUCAGCAGUUCUUUGAGUCGAGGUCUUACCACUUUUAAGAGGUCAACAAGGAACCACAACAAAAGAGUUCCAAGCCAUGCCAGUAACUACUUUUAACCAUUGCACUGUUUGACAAUUUUCCUUGGUUUUCAGGCCUGCCCUUAUCCAUGUAUCAUGUGUUCUUUCUAAACUCUUGUUCUUAAAAAAAAUGAUAAAUAAAACUAGAUCCUUAAACUGAC